This is a messenger RNA of Microdochium trichocladiopsis, 1600 nucleotides long. RefSeq names its product ER to Golgi transport protein Yif1. The coding region runs from base 274 to 1242 and encodes 322 amino acids. Gene Ontology annotation, biological process: endoplasmic reticulum to Golgi vesicle-mediated transport. Gene Ontology annotation, cellular component: endoplasmic reticulum-Golgi intermediate compartment; COPII-coated ER to Golgi transport vesicle; endoplasmic reticulum membrane. The transcript has 3 exons. The record is from RefSeq and is a predicted model, not a curated record. NCBI's taxonomy places the organism in Eukaryota, Fungi, Ascomycota, Sordariomycetes, Xylariales, Microdochiaceae.
GCACGAGCACGACCCCCAGCAGGAAAACACAUCACCAAUUGUCCAACAUCGCUUCGAAGCAGCCGCCCCGGAGCCUGGCACAACCAUACGAGUCUCAUCUAUCUACCGUUGGGGACAUCUCGGGCGCCAUCUUCGACCCUCCUAUAGGCACCAUUCACGAAAACGCUGCAGCCGCGCGCAGUUACCAUCACUCAGACCGGCUUGGACCUCAAUCUUCACGACAAAGCCUCUAAAUUCCACGACGGCGUACACAACAACGAGCCGCUACGCAAAAUGCAGCGCCCUAGCUUCGGCCAGUCGCCUCCGCUGCACCAUCCUGUGCCUCAGCAUGUCUCGACCGUCCCGCAGCUGAGGUCGCCGCCACCCCUGACGUCCUCUCAACCACAACACCAGGGGGCUGCGACCUACAGCAACCCUUACCAGCAAGGCCCGGCACCGGGGGCUGGCGGCAAUGCCUUUGGCGCAUACGGCAACUUUAUGAGCGAUCCUGCUGCCCAGUUUGGUGUCCAGCUCGGUCAGAACGCCUUUGAGGCUGCACAGAAGCAUUUCGAGUCGAAUGCGAACCGGUGGAUCAACUUCGCCGCGCUCAAGCACUACUUCAACGUCUCCAACAGCUACGUCGUCAACAAACUCGCGCUCGUCUUGUUCCCCUGGCGGCAUAAGCCUUGGUCUCGGAAGCAGACGGCCGGUCCCAACGGCCAGGAAGGCUGGUACCUUCCGCCGAGGGACGACAUUAACAGCCCAGACAUGUACAUUCCAGUGAUGGCUCUCGUCACUUACAUCCUGCUCUCUACGCUCCUGGCUGGCCUCCAGGGACAGUUCCAGCCGGAACUGCUUGGGUACAAUGCCUCGAAAGCUGGAGUUGUCAUAAUACUGGAACUCAUGUUCCUCAAGCUCGGAUCGUACUUCCUAAACAUCUCCAGCGAGUCACAGCUUCUGGACUUGGUUGCGUACUCGGGCUACAAGUUCGUGGGCGUCAUCAUGACGAUGAUCGUGGCCGAGCUCGUCAACAGAGGCCGUGGCCAUGGAGGCUGGGUCGGCUGGACCAUGUUCUUCUACUGCUACCUUGCAAACUCUUUUUUUCUGAUGCGGUCGCUGCGAUAUGUACUCCUGCCGGAGAACUCCGGAGACCCCCGGGGCUCCAUGCAGACUAACACGAGGACAAAGCGGAACCAGCGGACGCAGUUCUUGUUCUUCUAUGCCUAUGUUAUCCAGCUGGGGUUCAUGUGGAUAUUGAGCUGAAGGACUGAUACUUCAGUGAUUAUCUACCAAGACAGAACGACUUUGGGUGGCAUCCCUACAGUUGUUACGCCGACGAGAGGCAUACUGCACCUUCUGCGGAAGGGUCAUUGUGAGCUAGCGGCACAACGAUGCAUGACUUUCAAUUGUGCUGCAAGUCCGUGCUCGCUCAAUGCUGCGGUAUUGCGUUCUCCGUUGUAGAGUUCCGGCAGCGACUUCCCAGACUUGACGCACAAUUUAUUGAAUCGGCCUGGAGACAAGUUCAUGCCGAGCCACGAACGAAAUGAGCGCCCUUAGCUGCAAGGCGUUCUGGUGCACAAUUAUGAAGAUACGAUCAAGGUGUGAUGAACGAGGACAGUCA